AUGUUGGAGAUGAAAUCCUUGUACCAGAGACCACCAAAGACUCCAUCUACAUCACCAGGACCACCAAAGACUCCAUCUACAUCACCAGAGACCACCAAAGGCUCCAUCUACAUCACAGAGACCAACAAGGCUUCCACUCUACAUCACCAGAGACCACCAAAGACUCCAUCUACAUCACCAGAGACCACCAAAGGCUCCAUCUACAUCACCAGAGACCACCAAAGGCUCCAUCUACAUCACCAGAAGAGACACCAAAACCCAUCUACAUCACCAGAGACCACCAAAGACUCCAUCUACAUCACCAGACCACCAAAGACUCCAUCUACAUCACCAGAGACCACCAGUCCAUCUACAUCACCAGAGACCACCAAAGACUCCAUCUACAUCACCAGAGAACCACCAAAGACUCCAUCUACAUCACCAGAGACCACCAAAGACUCCAUCUGCAUCAAGGAUCAAGGUCUAUCACUUUGGGUUUCUUCAGUGGAGGAGUUUGAGUCUUGGUUCCGUUACCAACAAUAA
This is a messenger RNA of Homarus americanus (American lobster), 522 nucleotides long. Its product is annotated as salivary glue protein Sgs-3-like. Bases 1 to 522 code for a protein of 173 amino acids. Lineage: Eukaryota; Metazoa; Arthropoda; Malacostraca; Decapoda; Nephropidae. The record is from RefSeq and is a predicted model, not a curated record. The transcript has a single exon.